AUGGCCAACUUGAAAAUCAACGCUAAACCCAACAAAGAACGAGACACAAUCCUCCCGCCAACCCCGCCACCCACCGACGCCUCGUCCACCUUCGACUCAUCCUCCUCUGAGCACGACGACGCUUUCCCCCUCCCCCCGCCCUCCUCGCUCCCCACCCAGGUCUUGGACAUCGACAAGGCCACGCCGGACGCACAUGUGCCACGCGACCCGCGCAUGGUCCGGCUCACAGGCGUACACCCGUUCAACGCCGAAGCGCCCCUCGACCUGCUCUUCCGCGGCGGCGAGGGAUUUCUUACCCCGCCGGAGCUGUUCUUUGUCAGGAGCCACGGGGCUGUGCCGGUCAUAAGCAAUGACGAGGCGAGAAGGUGGACGUUCAGCGUCGAAGGGUACGUCUCCAACCCGCUUACCAUCUCGCUCUCUGAGCUCUUGGAGCAGUAUGAGCAGGUGACGAUCCCUGCGACGCUCGUGUGCGCUGGCAACAGGCGCAAAGAGCAGAACAUGGUCCGAAAAUCGAACGGGUUCUCCUGGGGCCCAGGCGGGCUCUCGACCGCGCUGUUCACAGGCGUCCUCGUCGCCUCAGUCCUCGCCAAGGCGGGAAUAAAGAAACGCGCGCGGUAUCUGUGCAUGGAGGGCGGCGACGUCCUGCCAAACGGAAACCCCGGCUACGGCACAUGCAUCCCGCUCGCGCUCGCGCUCUCCCCCUCCUCCGGCGUACUGCUCUCCUACGCGAUGAACGGCGCCCCGCUCACGCCCGACCACGGCCGCCCGCUGCGCGUCGUCGUGCCGGGCGUCAUCGGCGGGCGCUCCGUCAAGUGGCUGACGCGGCUGAUCGUCACCGCGCGCCCGAGCGAGAACUGGUAUCAUCUGCACGACAACAAGGUGUUGCCUGCGCACCUCGGUCCGGCGGACGUGGGCCCCGAGAAGGGCGAGGAGGGCGAGAGGUGGUGGAGGGACGAGUGGUAUGCGAUUGGGGAGCUGAGUGUGAAUUCGGCGGUGGCGUGUCCGGGGCAUGGGGAGCGUGUUUCGCUUGGAGGGGGUGGGGACGGGAGCGGGGAGAGGGGGUAUGUGCUCAGGGGGUAUGCGUACGCUGGCGGCGGGAGACGCGUCACGCGCGUGGAGGUGUCGCUUGACCGGGGGAGGAGCUGGGUGCUCGCGGAGGUGGAGUACCCCGAGGACGCGUAUCGCCCCGACGACUCGGACUCUGACUCGGACGACGCAGAAGACCUCCCACACACUUACAACAACACCCCCAUCCUCGUACCCGCCUCCUACUGCUGGGCAUUCUGGCACCUCCCCGUCCCUCUCGCGCGCCUGGCCUCCGCAAAAGACAUUGUCGUGCGCGCGGGCGACGAGAGCCUCGCGCUGCAGCCGCGGGAGAUGUACUGGAGCGUGCUGGGGAUGAUGAACAACCCGUGGUUCCGCGUCGUUGUCCACCACGCGCCCGGGAAAGACGGAGGGCCCGGGGAGCUGUGGUUCGAGCACCCGACGCAGCCGGGUAUGAUACCCGGCGGAUGGAUGGAGCGCGUUAAGAGGGCCGGUGGCGAUCUUACGGACGCGAGCUGGGGUGAGAGCGGUGAUGGGUCGACGCGUGGUCAGUCCGAUGAGAAGGAACCUGCGGUGCUCGGUGCCGGAGUUCAGAAGGGGGAAGAAAUUGGACUGACGAACGCCUCGGUAAACCGAGCUAUCACUCUCGCCGAGGUACGCGAACACAGCACCCAGGCAAGUGGGGAUGCGUGGUUCGUCAUCGACGGGGAGGUGUACGAUCCGGCAGGGUACCUUGACGAGCACCCUGGCGGGGCCGCGAGUGUGCGUGCGGUGAAGGGGACGGAUACAACGGAGGAGUUCCUCGCUAUACAUUCGGAGGGAGCCAGGGGGAUGAUGAAGACGUACCACAUCGGAGCCCUCGACGCCGCAGGCAGAGCCGCCCUUGCCAUCAACGCGACUCACGAUGCACACUCCGAGCCCGAACCAACGAUAAAAACCAACGCGCCCUUCCUCAGCCCAAGCACCUGGCGCCUCCUCACACUCACAUCCAAAUCACCUUUAUCGCACGACACCCACCUGCUCACAUUCUCUCUCCCCUCCGCCAUGCAGCCGCUCGGCCUUCCAGUAGGGCAGCACGUACUCCUCCGCCUGCGCUUGCCGAGCGGAAAGACGCUCAUAAAGGAAUAUACCCCCAUCUCGACGCCCUCACUUACAGGCUCCCUCGAGAUGCUCGUCAAAGUCUACCCCGCGCACCCCGAGGACGGAUACACCGGCGGCCCGAUGUCGACCGCGCUCGACGCGCUCCCGCUCGGCGCGCACGUGCAGGUCAAGGGCCCUUUUGGGCGGUUCGAGUACCGCGGCCGGGGGCGGGUGUCGAUUGACCACAGGGUGGAGAGGGAGGUAAGGACGAUGGUGAUGCUCGGUGCUGGGAGCGGGGUCGCGCCGAUUGUGCAGGUGCUCAGGGCGGUGAUGGAGGAUGAGGAGGACGAGACGCGGUGUGUGGUGUUUUGUGCGAAUAGGGGGCAGCGGGAUGUGCUGUUGAAGGAUGAGCUGGCGUUAUUUGCGGAGGAUGGGAGGGGGCGAUGUAGCGUGCAGCACAUCCUGAGCCGUGAGGAUGGGCGAAGCGGAUGGGCUGGAUUGAGGGGGAGAAUGGGGAGGGAAUUUGUGAGCGAGCAUCUGGGGAGAUGGAAAGGCAAGGAUGCGAUUGUGCUUGUGUGCGGACCAGAGGAGAUGGAGAACGCGCUCGGGAGGGUGCUUAGAGAGGAAGGGUGGGGCGAAGAGCAGGUCGUAUUUUUCUAA
Coniophora puteana RWD-64-598 SS2 is the source of this 2784-nucleotide messenger RNA. RefSeq names its product nitrate reductase NiaD. The record is from RefSeq and is a predicted model, not a curated record. The transcript is spliced from 5 exons. Lineage: Eukaryota; Fungi; Basidiomycota; Agaricomycetes; Boletales; Coniophoraceae. Gene Ontology annotation, molecular function: molybdenum ion binding; oxidoreductase activity; molybdopterin cofactor binding. Bases 1 to 2784 code for a protein of 927 amino acids.